CGCGCCGGGCCGCCCACCCGGCCCCGGCAGCUUGAGGGAAGGAGGGAGGCGUGCGUAUCUCGAUUCUGAGGACGCAUGAGCGCGCUGCGCAUCGGGCUCCGGAAGGCGAGCGCCGGGGGUGCUCCGCGGGCGGCCGGGGCAGCUCCAGCGGCGCAGGAGCCCAGAGCCGGGCCCGCUCCCGCAGGACUGCCUCUGAAUCGCAGUCCAGAAAGAAGAAACAAUCCUGUUGGUUAAAGUUGAACAUUUGUCUGUAAGAUUAAGRACAGAGCCAUGCCAGUGCUUUCGGAAGACUCAGGGUUGCAUGAAACUUUGGCCCUUUUGACRUCUCAGCUAAGACCUGACUCAAAUCAUAAAGAGGAAAUGGGAUUCCUUAGGGAUGUCUUCAGUGAAAGGAGUCUCAGCUACCUGAUGAAGAUUCAUGAAAAACUCCGUCAUUAUGAAAGACAGAGUCCAACUCCUGUUUUACAUAGUGCAGCAGGAUUAGUUGAAGAUGUAAUAGAAGAGUUGCAGACAGCACCAGUGAAUAAUGAAGAAAAAGAGCUACUUCAGCUGUUGUCAACACCACAUCUCAGGGCAAUGCUUGUGGUGCAUGACACUGUAGCACAGAAGAACUUUGACCCAGCUCUUCCACCUCUACCUGAUAACUUUGAUGAUGAUUUUGAUGAGGAAUCAGUGAAAAUUGUUCGGCUAGUGAAAAAUAAAGAGCCCUUGGGAGCUACCAUCAGAAGAGAUGAACAUACAGGAGCUGUGAUUGUAGCAAGGAUCAUGAGAGGUGGUGCAGCUGAUCGCAGUGGUCUUGUCCAUGUUGGAGAUGAACUAAGAGAAGUCAAUGGUAUUACUGUGCUUCACAAACGACCAGAAGAAAUAAGUCAGAUUUUGGCUCARUCUCGAGGGUCGAUAACAUUAAAAAUCAUUCCAGCCAUCAAAGAAGAAGAUCGUCUGAAAGACAGCAAGGUGUUCAUGAGGGCACUUUUCUGCUAUAAUCCCAAAGAAGACAGAGCCAUUCCCUGCCAGGAAGCUGGGCUGCCAUUUAAGAGGAGACACGUGCUAGAAGUUGUAAGCCAAGAUGAUCCCACGUGGUGGCAAGCCAAGCGUGUUGGGGAUACCAACCUCAGAGCAGGCUUGAUCCCCUCAAAACAGUUCCAAGAAAGACGAUUGACUUACAGAAAAGCAACAGGCACUCUGCAGAAUGCCAGAACUCUGAAGAAACCAUUAUAUGAUCAGUCUUCUGACAAAGAAGACUGUGACUGUGAAGGAUAUUUCAAUGGACAUUACAUAGCUGGUUUACGCAGGAGCUUCAGAUUGAGUCGUAAAGAGAAGGAAAACAAYGUGAAUGAAGGCAAGCAAGCAGAGCAGGCAGAUGCAGCAGAGUUCCUAACAUAUGAAGAAGUCACAAAGUAUCAGCAACAGCCUGGUGAACAGCACAGGCUGGUGGUUUUGAUUGGUUGUUUGGGGGCCAGGUUAAGUGAGCUCAAGCAAAAAGUUGUGUCAGAGAACCCACAGGAAUAUGGUGUYGCAGUUCCACAUACAACAAGAUCAAAGAAAAGUCAUGAGAGAGAGGGAGUAGAAUACAAUUUUGUUUCGAAGCAAUCAUUUGAGACAGAUGUGCAGCAAAACAAAUUUGUGGAACAUGGAGAAUACAAAGAAAAUUUGUAUGGUACAAGUCUGGAGGCAAUCCGCUCYGUGAUGGCCAAAAAGAAGGUUUGCUUGGUGGAUGUGGUACCUGAAGCAGUGAAGCACUUGAGGACUCCUGAGUUCAAGCCUUAUGUUAUCUUUGUGAAGCCUCUCAUUUCAGAAAAGAAAAAAAAUGUCUUAAAAUCUCCCAUGUCAGAAGAAAUCUCAACCCCCCUCCAGGAUGAAGAACAGCAGGAAAUUAUUAAUUCAGCAGCAUUCAUUGAAGAGCAGUAUGGCCAUUUAAUUGACACUGUACUGGUGAAAGAAGAUCUCCAGAGUGCAUGUAAUGAGCUGAAAACUGURUUAGAGAAACUAAACAAGGAUUCAUUUUGGGUGCCAGUCAGCUGGGUAAGGUCAUAGCUUGUUACCAUGUUUAAGGGAAAGACUGUAGAAAAAUGUCUUGUAAAUAAGUGAAUUAGAAAUGGGAAGUAUGUGGAAUUUGCUUCAAAACUGCUGGUCUUAUCUAGAAGGCAACAUGUAAAGACUUCAUGAGGAACAACUGAACAAAGUCACAAACUGACACUGCCUCUCUGACUCAGAAUUUUGAAUAGCAGCUGUCAUUUAGAAGUUGAUAUUCAGACUAAGCCAGUCCAGUCUUUUACUGAUCUUUAGACUGUAAAUAGUGCAUUUUGUUACAAGGGAGUUUCACAGAGRGUCCCACACUUCCAAAGCAUUUUAGUGCUGAGACACUGACAAGGUGGAAGUUUUGUCCUUUGGCCACAAUUCUGGUCACAAAUKUUGUGGCUGGAGUUAAAACCUCUGAAUCAAGUACCCUUUGGGAACAAGCUACUUCAGCUGGGUGGGAAGAGAGUACUUCAGAGAGUGGUUACACCACAUCUGGCCAGCAAAACAUGCUUCCCUUCACACAGAAGGAUGAAYUGCAAAUCCUUUCCAAUCAGGCACUACAAACGAGGCCAGCUGUAGAAGGGGUUUGUUGAUUCCAUCCCAUUUCCCAGUAGUCCAGGUUGUCUUGCACAGGUGUUACUCUSCUCAUCCACAGCUUAUGCCCUCUUUCCCAGUCUCUUUCUACUGCCACAGGAAAAAUGCUAAACAACCUGUGAGUGUACCUGUAUGAAUAGCUCAUAAAACAGAAAAUUUUUAUAGUGUACAUGAAAACAACUGYAUAUAGUUCUAAAAUAGGACAUUUAAGAAGCUUUGUUUCUGCAAAACAUCUUUGCUGCCUGAUGGGGAAACUGCCUUGACACAAUGUAACAGCUCCAAAAAGGGCACUAAAAGGUAGAACCUGAAGUAAUAAAUAGCUGGGCUACAGGUCAAAAACCAUCCUUCCAGCAUUUAUGACUACUUUUGUUCUAAAUCUGGUAAAGGUUUCUAGAGCUUCUGAUUGGCCUGAAGGAGAAAACUG
Molecule: messenger RNA, 3037 nt
Organism: Malurus melanocephalus (red-backed fairy wren)
Lineage: Eukaryota; Metazoa; Chordata; Aves; Passeriformes; Maluridae
Gene: MPP3
Product: MAGUK p55 scaffold protein 3
Exons: 19
Coding region: 271-2034 (587 amino acids)
Cellular component (GO): cell-cell junction; plasma membrane
Molecular function (GO): protein binding
Source: RefSeq, a predicted model, not a curated record